Molecule: messenger RNA, 2519 nt
Organism: Pteronotus mesoamericanus
Lineage: Eukaryota; Metazoa; Chordata; Mammalia; Chiroptera; Mormoopidae
Product: histone H2B type 2-E
Exons: 1
Coding region: 33-413 (126 amino acids)
Cellular component (GO): nucleosome
Molecular function (GO): DNA binding; protein heterodimerization activity; structural constituent of chromatin
Source: RefSeq, a predicted model, not a curated record
AUUCUUGGCUAACCAGUGUGUAGUGUUCUGCAAUGCCGGAGCCGGCAAAAUCCGCUCCCGCGCCCAAGAAGGGUUCAAAAAAGGCGGUCACCAAAGCUCAGAAGAAAGAUGGCAAGAAGCGCAAGCGUAGUCGCAAAGAGAGCUAUUCCAUCUAUGUGUACAAGGUGCUCAAGCAAGUGCACCCUGACACUGGCAUCUCGUCUAAGGCCAUGGGCAUCAUGAACUCCUUUGUCAACGACAUCUUCGAGCGCAUCGCCGGGGAAGCGUCCCGCCUGGCGCAUUACAACAAGCGCUCGACCAUCACCUCCCGGGAGAUUCAGACGGCCGUGCGCCUGCUGCUGCCCGGGGAAUUGGCCAAGCACGCCGUGUCCGAGGGCACCAAGGCGGUCACCAAGUACACCAGCUCCAAAUGAGUCCGUUACUGGGAGGAGGCGUUCCUACGAGUCGCUGGCUGCUUGACUCCAAAGGCUCUUUUCAGAGCCACCCCCGUAAUCAACAGAAAGAGCUGUGCACUAAUUUUCCUUCUCGUCUAGUAAGUUAUUUUAGCUGAAGGUCACGGGAUACGGUAGACGUGGCUUCUUUAAGCCUUUGACUUGACGUUUCUGGAGCACGAUUGGCUUUGCUCUCUCAACCCAGGGCGCGUCUUUAACCCCUUUCUGUACGUUUGCUUCCCUGCAUGAGUUAUAAAUUACGUUACGAACGGCUCCUCCCGCUCUCCGUCCUUGAGAUUGUGGUGUCUUGAUUUUUUUAUUGGGUAUGUCUCAUUGGUAUUUUAAAACGAAAUGAUUUCAGCCCUCUUCAUUUAAGGAAGAACUCCAGCACGUAACAGCCCAGAUCCUGCGAACACUGCGUCACAGACCUGAAGAAUUUUCUGGAGAGUUUGAUAGCUGCUUCGGUGCCGCUCAGUAUUAAUGCUCUGCCGUGUGGUCUUUUGGAGACACCAGCGACUCUGGGCACUUUGGGCACUCUGCGCUACCGGGUUCCACCCUCUCCCUGAUUAGACUCCAGUGAUACUCAACGUCAUGAGCCGUUACGAAAUUAAUAAAUGCUGGUUUUCAGUGCUCACUUUGGGGCUUUGAAAUCCCUGUUGUUUCUCAUUCCUGUGGAUAAUUUUUGCAUUUAAUUUUUUUCAAAUUCUCUGGACUCCAGCUACUUCAAGGCACCAGCCAUUUAGGCUCGGGCUCUAAGUCACGUCUUAGACUUUAAAGACCUACACUCAGGAAUUUGGGCAUCUCCUUCCUGUCCUGGUCCCUCACGAUUUUAUCUUCCUAGCAGCUGUCAGAAAUCGGAUCGGUUUAUUUUGCUUUUGUAGUUUUUAUUUUGUUACAGUUUUUAUCAAGCCCUUAACAGACUUUGCUAGUCUGGUUUUGCCUUAUAUUGUCACUGUUAAACUAAGUGCCUGGCACAUAGCGGACACUUAAACACUUAGUAUUUGUUGAAUUUUCUUAUCGCACCCCUUAAUCACUUCCAUGGAUGGAUUGGUGCGGUUCAUUUCCAUUAGAUAUAUGUGAAAACAUGAUGAAAAUGGAAAUGUUUUAGGAGCUCCUUCCCCUAAGUCUGUCCAUGGUCACUUCAGAGCAACAGCUAGGGGGAGGAGACCCCUGUUAAGAUUCUUUUUUGCCCCAGAGAGGAGGUGGCAAUGAUAGGUCUUCUCUGUUAUGUUUCUCAGUUUAGUGUCUUGCAUUUUCAUUAUAUUGAGAGCAUUCAUUGCUGGAAAGACCCUUUCCCUUUUUUGAAGCGCCCCCUGACCCCCACCCCCGCCCCGCCCCAACCAGUACUCUGUUCCACAUGGAGAUGAAGUUUUAAUUUGCAUUUACCAGUCUCAUUUGCUUUUCAGGAAACCAUGUAAGACAGACCUUGUAAGGUAGGCAAGGUCAAUAGCCCUUUUAUAAAUGAGGUUGAGCACUGGCCAUGCAGCUAACUGUCCACCAUUGUACUCUCAGAUGUGAGGACAACUGCAUUUUAGUUUUAUUUUGUUGAACUUUUCCGUCUAAGCCUUGAUUUUGCUGGUAAAGACACUGAUGAUCAAAUCAGUUACUCAACUCUGCUUUUGACUAAAGGGUUCUGGAAUCUAUUGCAGGGGUUUCACGAGUCAAAAUGGACACCGGACAUUAUCGUGGACUUAAUAAAUAUUAUGUUUCAUUAUGUGUUUCAUUAUGUGUAGAUGGUAUUGUUAAUAAAAUUACCAGUUAACUUAAAAUUCCUUUAUCUGGAAUAUAUUUAAAAAUACAUUUUAAAUUAUUUUAUAAGACAUCAGCCAUACUUCUAGCUAAGAGGAGCACUGAGGCCUGUCAUAAGGACUUUGUUAAUGCUUAGUAAUUGGAAAAUACAUGACAACAAAUAAGAAGCAUUAUAAACAAGAUAGAAGAAAUAAAGUCCUUAUGAAAUUUUAGCUAACACCCACAGAGCACUUACUAUGUGCCAGGCAAUGUUCUAGAUCCUCUACGCACAUGGACUCGUUAAAUCGUCACAAGAACCUCAUGAAGUAGUUACCAUUAUUAUCUACCAUUUUAUAGAUG